AUGACGAGGGACCAGAGUGGCACCUGGGAGAUGGAGAGCAACGACAACUUCGAAGGCUACAUGAAGGCCCUGGAUAUUGAUUUUGCCACCCGCAAGAUCGCCGUGCAUCUGACUCAGACAAAGAUCAUCGAUCAGGCCGGCGAUAGCUUCAAGACGAAAACCAACAGCACAUUCCGGAACUACAACUUGGAUUUCACCGUUGGAGUGGAGUUCGAUGAGCACACGAAGGGCCUGGACAACCGGCACGUGAAGACGCUGGUCACCUGGGAAGGCGACUGCCUGGUGUGCGUGCAGAAGGGGGAGAAGGAGAACCGUGGCUGGAGGCAGUGGAUCGAGGACGGCAAGCUGCAUCUGGAGCUGACCUGUGGGGACCAGGUGUGCCACCAAGUGUUCAAAAAGAAGUGA
Lepus europaeus (European hare) is the source of this 405-nucleotide messenger RNA. It is a transcript of the gene RBP2, whose product is annotated as retinol binding protein 2. Bases 1 to 405 code for a protein of 134 amino acids. The transcript has 4 exons. Lineage: Eukaryota; Metazoa; Chordata; Mammalia; Lagomorpha; Leporidae. Gene Ontology annotation, biological process: fatty acid transport. The record is from RefSeq and is a predicted model, not a curated record. Gene Ontology annotation, molecular function: fatty acid binding. Gene Ontology annotation, cellular component: cytosol; nucleus.